AUGUCUUCGUCUCCGUCGGCGGACAGCUCUGCCCCGCACCUCCGCAAGCCCCUUGUCACUAGCAAGGGCGCGGGCGGCGACAUGUCCAUGAUGUUCUUCGCCCAGCCUGACUGCCCCGCGAGGUUUGCCCACCAGGACGAGCACCGCAUCAGAGGCCUUAACGCCGAAGCCAUCGCCCGAGUCCUCCUGCCGGUGCCCUCGUGGCUGCUAGAGUCGGAGUAUGCACCCCUCCGGGCCGAGGGCGACGAUCUAGGGCCCUCCCUCUUCUUUAGUCUAAACCUCUCCAUCUACGGCCAGCCGGUCGUCGAUACAGACUGGUCCGAGCAGUGGUUCUUUAUGAGCGGCCGCGUUCACCCCUACGCCCUCUCCUGGGAGGUGGAGCGCCGCGACGGGCUCGAGGCCGGCCCGGACGAUACUAUUCUCUACACCGUGCCCGCCCUUAUUGUCCGCGACCAAGGUUACCAGCCCGUCCUGCCGCGCUCCUUGGCCUCUAGCGGCCAGUUCCCGUCUACGCCUCCCGUUGUCUCCUUCCAUGGCGCAGUAGCCGGGCCUGGCCUCGACCUCCUACGUCCAGACUUCCUGCCCGGUCUCGGGCCCGACCAGCUCCGCUGCUGCGGCUUCGUCCGGCUCACGACCUACAUCGCCCCUGGCCUGCCGGACAGGAUUCCAUUUAAGGGCUACCACCCCUUCGAGGUCGUCGGCCUUCUCGACCACCGCGUUAUGCUCUCCCCGGGCUCGGAGCGCGAUUACGUCUUUAUCAUCGUCCCGGACAGCUGGACCUUUGUCGAUAGGCCCGGCCGCCGCCGCCGCCUCGGCUUCCCCCCUCGCUACGCCCCUUAG
Messenger RNA from Hirsutella rhossiliensis, 840 nucleotides. RefSeq lists its product as uncharacterized. The record is from RefSeq and is a predicted model, not a curated record. Lineage: Eukaryota; Fungi; Ascomycota; Sordariomycetes; Hypocreales; Ophiocordycipitaceae. Bases 1 to 840 code for a protein of 279 amino acids. The transcript has 3 exons.